CUGCCGUACAGCAAUGAAGGGCAAUUUGGGAAGACAAAAAGAGGGCUUUAUAAAGCGGUGAAUCAUCGGCAGCAGCAGCAAAACCAGCGCUCGCAGCAGACAGACAACAGAGGUGUAGUUCGUGAAGAUAUUAAUUAUAAGCUGCAAAGAGGCACUGCAUUGUAUUUGAACAGCUUAAGUAUUGUUUGGUUUAUGUCAAGGUUUAAAUAGCUUCAAGGUCUACCAGUGUUCCAUUUCUCUACUGGACUUCUAUCUUAUACAAUGGGUAGCACAUUUAAACCGCAUAUUUUGGUGGAGAAGCUGGUCAAGCUCAACAGUUCACAACAAAGCAUUGAAACUCUGUCCCAUUGGUGUAUUUUCCACAUGAACAAAGCAAAGAAUGUUGUUGAAACGUGGGACAGGCAGUUUCAUUGCUCACCGCGUGAACAGCGGUUGGCUUUUCUGUAUCUUGCAAACGAUAUUAUCCAAAAUAGCAGGCGAAAGGGUUCGGAGUUCGUUGCUGAGUUUUGGAAGGUUCUGCCAGGUGCACUUCGUGUUGUACUUGAAAUCGGAGACAAGUCUGAAAGGAAUGCUGCAAUGCGGCUGAUUAACAUAUGGGAAGAAAGAAAAGUCUUUGGCUCUCAAGGUCAGCUUCUCAAAGAUGAGCUUGUAGGGAAGAACCUAAACAUAAGCAACAAUCCUCCAGUAUUCAAAUUGACAAAUGCAGCUGGAAAUGCUCUGGAAAAAAUAGCAUCUGCUUAUCAGGUUCUUUAUGGUGGUCAACUAGAUGAAGAAACUAUCUUGCAUAAUUGUAUGAAUUCUAUUAGAUACAUUGAAAAAGUAGAGAAGGAAAUUGGCGGUGGUAUAAGCUCAGAGAAACUCAUCCAAUCUGGCACCGUGGAGGAGAUUAGGGGGCAGCAGGCUAUACUGAUGGGUUGUAUUGAACAGCUUAGGGAUGUACAGUCUUGCAGGAUAAGCCUUGUCUCUUAUCUUACAGAGGCUCUUCACGAACAGGAGGUAAAGCUAAGUCAUCUUCGACAUCAACUACAGGAUGCAGAAUCUCAGUCAGAGCAGGCCGAAAAUCUUUGCAGACAUAUUAUAAACACUGUUCAUUCUCUGGCUGAAAAGAAAGAUUCACAUAAUAACUCAGAGGCAUCUCAAUGUUUAACGGAUGACAUUGAAGUACAAACUGCUCCGGUGAUGUACACAAAACAAGUGCAAUAUAAUGAGAAACUUUACCACAGUGCAGAAAAUUCUAAAUCUGCUGUAGCUGGACCAGCAGCCCCUGUGACUGCAACCACAUCCGCAGCUCAGGUGCUACCUUAUGUCCUACCUGCUGUUGCAUCAGAUGGGGUCAUUGUCAACACAGUGAAGGGACCUUCAGAUGAUUAUCCACUUGAAAAAAAGCUGAAGCUUGAGAGUGGUCACUCUGUUUACCUACAAUCUGAGAUUCCUCAGCCACCUGUUCCACCCUAUCCGCAUCCAGACUCAUUGCAGCAUCAUGUUGCAAUCACCUCCAACGAGUUGGCUCCACAAGUUCAACCACCACUUCCAUUAUCUCCUCCACCUAUGCCACCACUACCACCUUCAAAUCCAUUUCAAGUACCUCAGUUCAUGCCGAAUGUAGGGUCGAUGGCUACUGCACCUGCACCAUAUAGCUAUGGCUUAAUCCAACAGCUGCCGCCGCCACCCUUUCCCUACCCUGCUGUGGGGUCUGAAUAUAAUGGAAGUUCAAACUUUCCAGCUCCUCCACCGAUGCCUUAUCAGAAUGCUGGUAGAUUCUAUGGCCAACAGUCCUUCCCGGCAACACCAGUGUCUCGGCAACUGUAAGAAGGUGAUGUCCUGGUACUUUUAGACAGCUCAAAAACGAGGAAAGAAAUUAGUUGUUCUCCGUUCUUAUAUACUGCUUCAGACUAUCGAUUGAUUAUGUUGUAUAGGGGUUUGUAAAUUAUAUAUUUAUGUCCCCGGAUACAUAGAAUCAAAUUUUAUAGAGUUGUUCAAAGUAUAUAUC
Daucus carota subsp. sativus is the source of this 1990-nucleotide messenger RNA. RefSeq lists its product as uncharacterized. The record is from RefSeq and is a predicted model, not a curated record. The coding region runs from base 262 to 1809 and encodes 515 amino acids. Gene Ontology annotation, molecular function: RNA polymerase II complex binding. Gene Ontology annotation, biological process: mRNA 3'-end processing. The transcript has 9 exons. Lineage: Eukaryota; Viridiplantae; Streptophyta; Magnoliopsida; Apiales; Apiaceae.